Molecule: messenger RNA, 513 nt
Organism: Capronia coronata CBS 617.96
Lineage: Eukaryota; Fungi; Ascomycota; Eurotiomycetes; Chaetothyriales; Herpotrichiellaceae
Exons: 1
Coding region: 1-513 (170 amino acids)
Source: RefSeq, a predicted model, not a curated record
AUGGCCGCCGUCCCCAACACCGUGUCGACCACCGCUCCCACCGCCAACAACAGCCACCGAUCUCUACAAGAGAUCAUCCAAACCCUCCGACAAACCGGCGAGACGCCAGAGUGCGACUGCCACAUGACAGACUAUAGCGAAGGCGAUCUCCCCCGGUCCAAGCUCAGCUAUGAAUCCAAAGACUUCCUCAAGGCUGUCGAGACGUUCCCCUUGGUUGUCGAGAAGUCGGUCGCCGGAGUGGGCCAGAUGAGAAUGGAGCUGUGGGGGACGAGCGCUGCGGCGCUCACCAGCUCCCACGUGAAGCUCGUCUUGCGGCUGGAAAACGGCCAAAUCAAGGCGGAAGACGGACCAGACCCGGAUCCAGUCUUGGAUCUGGCCUACGCCACCCCAAGCGCCGAAGAACUCAGGGCAGUCAAGGCCCAAUUACGAAAGGGCACCCCGGAAACCUACAUCAUCGAUGAUGUCCAGGAACUCCUGGAGCAUAUCCUGCUCGAAAAUCGUCAGCCGGAGUAA